Molecule: messenger RNA, 1785 nt
Organism: Penicillium cataractarum
Lineage: Eukaryota; Fungi; Ascomycota; Eurotiomycetes; Eurotiales; Aspergillaceae
Product: fungal specific transcription factor domain-containing protein
Exons: 5
Coding region: 1-1785 (594 amino acids)
Biological process (GO): DNA-templated transcription
Molecular function (GO): DNA binding; zinc ion binding
Source: RefSeq, a predicted model, not a curated record
AUGCCCAUGUUGACCACCUCGAAUCCAGGUUCAAUGCUCACUUCCGAACCCAGAUGGCCCUUUGAUGUACAGAACUUAUUCCAACGUAUCCAGGAGCUGGAAGGCGCCUUGUCGCGGGUUGGAACCACCCCAGAGUCGUCUGGCCAGGCUUUGGAUAACACCGAAGAAUUAGCGACACCAGUGCGCUCGACUAUCGACACUACUCAUGCUUCAACCGUCGCAAGUUGUAGGGAAGGACUGACCUUUUCUGGGAGCUCUCUAUCACCCAUUACCUUCGCACAGACGCCUACUAGUUCCUAUAGCCAUAUCACCACAGAGCGUUCUGCCCAGGUGGAUAGAUCUGCACGUCAAUGGGGACCCAACUGGUACUUCAAUGGUAUACCCAUCUCCUCCGAAGCAGGCCGAGAAUGGGUCUCCAAAAGAACCGGCCAGCCAGUCUCAUGGGCUGAUUUCAGUAUCCCGAUCGUGCAAACUUCGGAAGCCUCUACUCUUGCGCAAUCUCUCUCGCCAGCUCUAUGCGAACUACCGGAUAAGGAGGCGACCCGAGAAGUCAUGACUGCGUUCCUCAAGUCCUCAUUCCGACUCGCCUUCCCAGUUUUGGAUGAAGUUCUGUUUCAAACAACGCUGGAGAUCGCAUACGAGCAUGUGGAUGGGAUUUCAUACUCGCCAAUGCAAAUCUCAGCUAAGGCAUGCAUUCUGAGCAUGUUGGCUAUUGCACCUCGCAUCGACAUGUCGAGGCAACUCUCCGUCCCUAUAGAUACGGAUCUAUGCGCAGCCAAGGCACAUUGUCUCUUGUUACGCGUCGCCGAGGAUACCAGCUUGCCGACACUGCAGACUGCAAUCAUGUUGCGUACAUUUUGCACCGACUGGCAAGGCGCUACCUUUUUCCAAUCGAUUGCGUGUCGCAUAGUGUGCGCUUUAAAAGGACACAUGGGCCAAUCGCCUAGUUCCCCUGGACUCGAGAUUACUCGUCCAGAACGGGAGAUUAGCCACAUCCGAACGCUAUUUUGGCUAUGCUACAUGCUCGACAAAGAUAUCUCGCUCUUCACCGGCAACCCCCCUCUACUCAGCGAAGUCUACUGUGACCUGACUUUGCAUGACAACUACUACGACCAUUACACAUACUUACCAAGCCUGAACACUUCCUUAACGGGCGAUGAAAAAAGUCAAAGAAAUAUCAGCCCCUAUCUCCCGGGAGACCCUCACCUAAGCCACCUAAAAGAGAAAGUCUACCGACAACUUCUAUCCGCCCGAGCGCUGAAGGAUAAUGAUAACCAACUCCUGCUAAAUAUCCGACAAUUAGACGACGAGAUAGAACAAUGGCGACUCUCCAUCCCGGUCAAUUUUCGUCCCGCGCUAUUCGUCUCGAAGAAUACCAUGCCAAAUGCAUCCGAUGAAGGUAUCCCAUUCAUUAUUCGACGCAUGUCUUUACAAUUAGACUAUCACCACCUGAUGACCGUCAUCCAUACAACGGUGAGAAAAUGCACCGUCGAGACCAGUGACGAGACGCCCGAUCUGCAUAGUGUGUUUCGAUUUGUCUCUGGUAGCUGGUCGUUCAACGCUAUGGUGUUUGAGGACGCUUGUCGGUUUGAUUGCGGAAGAUGCGUUUCGUCGCGGAUUGAUCUGGAGCUGCUCAUAUCGGCUGCCAAUACGAUCCGCAAUAUGCCCGUGCGAGCUUUGACGAAAACCGAGGUUUCGCAUAUUCGGGAACUUAGCAAGUUUGUUAUGAGGCUGGUGUGGCUUGGGACAUGUGCGGUGACCAAGGCAGAGAAGGAGAACGAUUAA